AAAAGAAGUAAAUCCAACAUUUAUGGCAGAGAAAAAGAUAUGGCGUCCAAAGAGAAACAGACAAUCGUUAUCGAUCGUGUUCAUUCAAAACGUGAAGGUCCAGGGGAACAGCCAUCAGAAACCAGAGGCAGACAUGUGUCGGCAGCUAUCAAUUGUCUCGCAAGGUGCCGUCGAAAAAGUUUGAUAACCAUUGUUGCUCUCAUAGUGUCCAUUGCCGUACUUAUCGCAGUGGUGUUUGUAGGAAAACAUCUUACGCAAAGCCAUGACCACAACGAGUUAAGAGGUAAUAAUUGAUUCAUCUUGCGCCUUAGCGAUUUCGUUCUAAAGUUAUUCAUGAUGAACCAGAUGCACAAGUACAAAAUAGUUAGAAAGUGGUCGAGACUUCACAGCACCGUUUUCUUUUCCACUUCUUAGGAAGUUAGAAUUUAACAAUUAAUUUUCUGCAGAAACCCAAAACUACUUAUGAAGCCCUAGUAUUUAUCGAUCGAUCGACAUUUGGUAUCAGUUAUUUCAGUGAAACUAGAGAAGGGAGUGCAGACUGCAGAGACGAAAACAGAAUACUUGGUAAAGAACACUGACCGGGUUAUACGAGACAUGGACAGCAUUCGCGAAAGUUUGAUGAGUUUAGUCUCGUAGACUAGCAUUUCUUUUUCCUCGAAAAUUAUUGGAAUGAGACAUCUGCUUUGCAUUUCACUUCUUUUUCCUUUUUCUUUUUUUUUUUUUUUUUUUUUUUUUACUUUAUUUUUUUCUCGGUACAAUUCUUCUAGAUUUUCCUGCUGAAAUAUUCGGCUUAAAGUCGGUCUUUCAAGUCACUCAAGUCUUUGUUUUCUUACCAAAACAGCUUUUAAGAUCCCCUCGAACAAUGGAUAAGAUCAUUAAUGAUAUGCUCACUAACUUUAUUGUCCAACCUUAAUAAAUCGAUGUUUGAUAUGCCAAGUGUUUAACUGCGGAGACAAUGACUUAAAUGGAUGGCGUGACUGGUUCUAGAGAUCUACAACGUUAUUCUUUGAUUCAGGAUUUCUGGUAAAUGUUUGCCGUUAUGGGCAAUUUUUAAAAAUCAAUGAUGGAAGAAAGAUGGUUGGAUUUAAAGCCAUUGACGUUUUAUAGAUUAAUGACCACUCUUCUAAACGGAUAGUCUCUGGCGUUUGUCAUCCUGCAGAUACAAUCCAUUUAGAAACGCUGGCAGCCAUCCAUAGUUCGAAUUCAUUGACACUUUCUCAAACACCCUUUGCAAGUUUCGGCCUCGGUAAUCUCCGAACAAAUAAACUUAUCUAGAACUUGGGACAACCAAGGAUUCACAAAACUGACGAUUGUACGAAUAUGCCACCCAAAUUCGACUGCACGCAAUGUCUAAAUCUUGAAAACCCAGAAUCAGAGAGUUAAUGAGCACAUAACUAGAUCAGAAAAAUAUUAUCUGGCUUAAUCCGUCUUACGGCACGGACAAUUAAAAGAAAUGUCACGAAUUCAUAGGAUUACAUUUGCAAUAGAUAAUCAUUUUAACAAAUCGCCCCAACUCCAAAAGAUUUUCAGCAGGAAUAACCUAAAAAGUAAGCUCCGGCUAUACACAAAACUGGAGAUCACAGUCCAAAAAAAUUUAAAGGAAAAAAAAAAACCGAAAGGUCGUGAAUGGAUCCAACGAAACUUAAUCAGCAGUUCCAAAAUAGAGUGAUUACUUGAUUAAGGUCCUGUGUCCUCUUGAUGUUGAGUGUGUGAUAAAUAACGUCAUCUACGAAACCGCUGUUACAAUGUCACGUAUCAGCAUAAUAUGCUAGCGCCAUCUGAUCGGUCGAGGUUUGCGUCAUAUCUCGCUGUAAUCACCUCGUACGAGGUAAUUAUAGCAGGGGUACUAAAUUGCAAAGUGGCUGCCUCGCGUUUUGUUAAUGUUUCUGCGGAAGUGGUAAACGUGUUAGAAGAAAAUACAAUUGCGAAGAGCACAAAAUUUGCUAUUGAGUUUGACGGAACACUUUUUAAAAGAGAGAAGCUUACAAUGAUACGCAUAAUCACCACAAUUAUAGCAAUAAUAGCUUUAUUUACAGAAUUUACAACAGAAUUCGAAAGAUUCUGCGCAAUUAUACCACAAUAAUGAUUCGCCUCAAGCUCAGUGAACAUUAUUGUAUAAUCUUAUUCAUUUUGCCGUCGGCCAAUAAUUUUCAAGUAGACGAAAAGGUAGUAAACCCACGAAGAACUGAUUCUUUUGGUGACCAGUUUCAAACAAACCCAUUGUUUGGCCAUUGUUUUUAUGCUGUUCGGUUCUGUAUUGUGUUUCGUGUUCUUUUAUUUUGUAUUAUUUUGAAUUUUUUUUGAUCUGUUUUGUUUAAGUUCUGUCGCGUUUUUUUUUUUUUUUUUUUUUUUUUUUUUUUUUUUCGCCCAAAGGUCGAUACAAGAUUGAUUUGAACCCCCUGGAACAGUAAAAGAGUUAUGUUUUUCACUCAGAGUUUUUAUUUUCACAGCUAACACACAGCAGCAGGUUGAGACUAAAAACAUGUAAAAUAAAAAGUUAAGUUAACUAGGAUAAAUAAAUUACGAACAAAAAUAAAUACAAAACGAAACGAAAAAUUAAAGAAAACUUUUAGAAAGAGAACUGCGCCAAACGCGACUUUACGUAAAUUGAAUAAGGGGGGUAAGUUUCUACAGAAACUGUGGUGCUGCGUUGGUGGGGAGUGUUGAUAACGUAAAUAGGCCACAAAGCUUACAUUUCGAGCGUUAGCCCCUCGCCAGGGGGUUAACGAAGGGUUAACGUUAACGUUCGAAAAGUCAGCUUUUGAACUCAUUACGGUGGCCAGUUUAGGUAAACUGGCUUAGAAAAAUGAUGCAUAAAAAUAGAAGAGGAUUGUGUAACUACGUGGGGUAUGAAGAACAAAAACGUACAAAUAAGACAAAUAAGGUGUAAGUAAAGAAGGGAAAUGAUGACAAACUUAACGAAAAACACUAAAAGGAGGUCUGGGAAAAAAAGGAAAUAAAUAAAUAAAUAAAUCCAAAAUUCCAUUAAAAAAUAAUUAGUAAGCAAUUUAGAUCUUACAUCCGCCAUAAGGCUCUUUAAUAUUCUUAUGAAUCUUCAAACCCCCCCCCACCCACCCCUCUUCACUAAAAGUUUAUCAGUUCUCAGACAAUUUACUGUAGUCACUCCCCCCCCCCUUCAAACUCUGUUGGUAAUGAAUGGUACCCCUCCAUUCCCUCAUGCUAUCCCCCUCCCCCCAGAAUCUUCCUCCCGCCUGCCCUUCCAAGUGGUGAACAAUGAUUGGUCCCUAAUUCUUUGGAAAAUCUAGUAUAGUUCAGCGAAAAGGCUUAUAACUGUGUUCACAUAGAUAUUUUGUGUGACGAUACAGCUGUAUGAUCGUAGGUUUAUCAUGACCAAGGCGAUAAUUCGAAAGACAUCUUACUUUUUCUCGUUGUCUUCAAUAUUUCUGUUUUUUCUCUUUCAUGGUACAGAAGAAGUCAGGAACGAUGGUCAAGAUCCAAACAAGGAAGUGGACUGCAUUAACACUAAUGGCUCUUACAAUCGUACCUGUAAGGGUGACUAUGUUAGACCCUUUCAGCCAUGCAGGGACAUGAAUGCGAGCUUAGCCAGAACUAAUACUUCCCGAAACUGUACAGGUAAGGAAAGAUACCUGGGAGACGGUCAUGAAAGGAAACUUCAAUCAUUUUAACUUAUAUGUAGAAUGACAUUGCCCGCCAACGGAUUCCCUGCUACUCCAUUGACAGAGCAUUCAGCCGCAAUUACUAGAAUCUUAACGGGCAACUCGAGUUACUAUAUUCUAUGCUCGUUGCAAAUCACACUUUGUUUUUCUUUACUGAGUACGUUUUCUUCACAAUACUGACGUACGAUUGCAAUUAUUUUGAUGCCGUUAGAAUACCAAACUAUCAUAUAAAUACCUUCCGCACCACUACUUGUAGUCCGCAACACUUUUCUUGCACUCCUGAAUAUGUUAAGAAUAGUUAUCAUUAGUUUGCUCAAAUAUCAUCCGAAAACGAAAUGUAUUGAACUAAAAAUUGUGAAAUAGUUUUACAGUUUGUUUUACAUAAUACGGGCGUGAUAUUUUCCAAGGAACUCAUGGAGCCUUAGCAAUCACUGCUUUCUCCAAAGAACUCAAACAACUAAGGUAUAAUUAUGAGAGUUAUAAAAUAAUCUUUUUGCAAUUAUCAUUUAAUCUUGUAGUCGACCCAUGUGUUAAUUACAAAGUCCUGAGUAAUGCCGACAGAAGGAGCUCUUACGUGACAGUCUUCAAUGAAAUGUCAUGUGACAGUGGAUUCUGGGGAUGGUAUCGUUUCGUGGGAGCAGCAGGAACAAGAAUGCCAGACAAAUGUAUUCGUCGGCAUAGAUGUAAUACAGUUCUUUCAGGCUGGUUGAAUGACGAUCAUCCUUCAGUGGAAGACGGUGAAAUUUCCAGAAGGGUCUGCUUUUCCCAGCUGCCCUAUGGCUGUUGCAGAUUCAUAUUGGACAUCUCCGUGAUCAACUGUGGGUCUUAUUACAUUUACCGUUUUGUUACACCACCGAAAUGUCCAGGGCGCUACUGUAGUACAGACUAA
Messenger RNA from Pocillopora meandrina, 4527 nucleotides. NCBI's taxonomy places the organism in Eukaryota, Metazoa, Cnidaria, Anthozoa, Scleractinia, Pocilloporidae. The record is from the annotation of a GenBank genome assembly.